Molecule: messenger RNA, 3738 nt
Organism: Pisolithus orientalis
Lineage: Eukaryota; Fungi; Basidiomycota; Agaricomycetes; Boletales; Pisolithaceae
Exons: 22
Coding region: 284-3532 (1082 amino acids)
Molecular function (GO): NAD+ poly-ADP-ribosyltransferase activity
Source: RefSeq, a predicted model, not a curated record
ACAUACCACCGGGUUACACCGGGGGAGAAACUGAAACUUUGGGUAUGUUUGUGUAGAUCGUCGUAUCGCCAUACAGAGCAUGUACAGAGUCACCCUGCCAGUGUCCACAAGCACAAAGGCAACGGACGCAGCAUUCCAGCGCAGGUGUGCCAACCUGCAACCCACCAACAGCAUUUAAGUCAGAGAUCUUAAGAUACUCUGUUCGUUCGCCCUAAAGCCGUGCUUUCGUGCAACGUUAUAGGAGGUCUUGAUAUCCCUAACUUUAACGCCUACUCCCACUCGCAUGGUGGUGACCAUGUCAGGUCCCGUCAAUGGUCCUAAGAGGUUCGCCGCAGAUCUGUCCGAGCUUCAAACGUGCGCUAGCUUCAAGUCAACGUCAGCAAGCAACAGUAGGAGAUGGACUGUGUAUGACAUCAAAGCUGGCGAUGAAGAAGGAUCCUUCAAGUUCGAUCUCGUCGAUGCACAUAUCCUGACAGAAUCCUUGAACAGGUGUGGAGAUGGAAUGACACCGACAACAACGAUAAACAUCUUCAUUUCAGACACGUCCGAAUAUCCUCAUAACCAUACCUUCUUCGGCUACACUCAAGACGAUGCAUUCGUCACACCCCAAAUUUCUAACUCCAUCAAAAAGUUGUCAGAUCGAAAAUCGUGCACGGUAAAAGAUGUCGUCGAGUUUUUCUUGGAAGAGUUGCCUCGUGGCUGCAAUGCCAUAUCCAUCAACGAUCAUAACGAAGAAGGUGGGCUCGAAGGACUCGAAGCAGACGCUGGGAGGGAGGACAUGGACGCGCUGAGCUCUAGUUUCGAUGAAGACCACUUUGACGAACAAUCUUCCCAAUAUAUGGAUUUGGAUUUCGAACCUUCUUCUGUGCCUCAAUUACAAAUUAGUCGACUGUGCAAAGACUUCACUGAAGCAAGGGAUGCAGGCUAUCACCCCGGUAUUAUCCGUGCGGGCGGCGGCGAAUUCUACCUGUCCAUAUCAUUACCUGUAAUCGACCUAACUGCCUGCAUCCCUCCGCAUGCGUUAUUCGCCUGGGACAGACAUUUCUUGCAACCUGGUCAAUGUCUUACUCUCCUCAUAUCCGGAUUUCGAGGGUUCUAUCCGGUUCUCGGUCGUGAUGGUUCUGUGAUUCCCGACGCUGCGUUCGCAAGCGUCGCACUCAGAUUCAAAUUGGGACUCUCAUCGAACUAUAAACCUCCUUUAGACCAAGUUAGAUCCGCCUUCCGUCAAUACAUUCAUGUCACAGAAUCGGAAGGGGGCGCUGCUGAUGGAUCUGCACAGUUGUUUGAAGAAAGGUUGCAACACGAAGUAGCAGGUGCAGGUGCUUUCAGGAAAAUGGGCUUGAGCGAUUCACUAGAGGACUUAUUGGACAAGUAUCUACUUCGCCUGAUCUGGCUGAGGAGGAGGAUCGGGUUGAGUUGGGCUGCUGCGGAAGAGUUGCUGUGGCAGUCUGAAGCUGCACUAGAUGAUCCCGAGAAUGUUUUUUCUAGAAAAGAGGAGAUGUUAUCUAAUGCAGACGAGGCUGAGAGGAAAUUAUCUGCUUCGUACCAACUGCCUGCUGAUCCCAUGGAGGCUGGAUCACCAGACAUCAACAUCAUCACGACCACUUUCGCGUUCUUGAUUAGGCGGCUUGCGCUCUGCGCCCGGAAUUGCGUCAUAUGUCACAAACGAUUCGAAAACGAGAAAUACGAAGCUCUGAAACCGUACGUGUGUAGCUCGAAUCUCUGCAUAUUCCAGUACUACGCACUGAAUUUUGGUCCUUCCUUGGAGUACGAAGUCGCCACCAACACAGAGACGGUGGAUUUAUUGGUCUCUUUAGCAUAUGUUGCAGCAGCGGAGGGCGCUCUUGAGGAACCCUUCCCGUGCGGAAUGGGUCUACGUGUCCCAGUUCCCCAAGGUAGCAUUGUCAUAGUCGACGACGACGGGUUGUGCGACUUUGAUGCUCUACCUGUUCAGGAGAUGCGUAAGACGAUAACGACGCUUUUGGAUAGACUUCCUCCGAUCGCCGCGAUGAAGCAGUUUUUAUUAAAGAACCCAACGGCGAGAUUGCAAGAUAUGGAUUCUCAGACUCCCCCGGCUGCUUGGUCCCUUUUGAAGUGGUGCUUCGCAUCAUGCACAGCACAUAUCCAGGAACUGAAGAACCGAGAAGACUUGCUUGGGAACAUCGGCGAUUCCUAUCGUCAGUUUCGUAUUAUGACAGGCGCGCCCGACAAAGCAGCCAAGUUCAACGCUGCACUGGAACAGGAGUCCCAUAUUACACCAUCGAGGUAUCCCACUAUAUUUGCUUUCCAUGGUUCUCCAAUGAAGAAUUGGCACUCGAUCAUCCGUCACGGACUAUGGUACAAACACAUCGUCAACGGACGAAGCUAUGGAAACGGGGUCUACUUCGCGGCAGACGGCUCAGUGUCGAUGUCGACGUAUGCCGCCCCAAAUUACUCAAGAUGGGGAGGCAGCAGCCUGAAACCCAAUAAAUGCCUCGUACUUGCGGAGAUCGUCAACGUUCCGUCGAGAUUCGUGUGCAGGUUUCCGUGUUAUGUCGUAAAUAAUACAGAUUGGAUCAUGUGUCGGUAUUUGUUGGUCGACUGUGGAGAUCAUGAUCCCACACAAGAAGCUAUCCAUCCCAAGGGUCCUAGAGGAGUAUUCCUAGAACAAGAUCCACAAUAUGAAGCUAAGGUCCAAAAUGUACCGAUCGACAUACCGAAACCAUCGCAUCACCUUGACAAGAUCCUAGAAGAGUGCCGUCAAGCACGAUUAUCUGUAGAGUAUGACCAAGACGACAUGUCAAUCUUCGGGGCAGCGGACGAGGUGCAACAAUCUGUCAUGCCUGCUAGCCUUGGUUCCCCAGCUAUGACUGCGGAUAUGGUGGUGACAACCGACCCCCCCCUCAGAUGGUUCCCAGACCAUGGAUGGACCGAGAAGAACGUUCUAGACUUGCCUCCGCCACCUAUCGAGUCCUCCACGGUAGCUACCAUGGCUCUGCACAGAGAGCUGAAAGUAUUGCACAAAGAACUACUGAAGGCUCGGAAGCAAAACGAGAUAGAGCUUCUAGGGUGGUAUAUUCCUUCUGAAUUUAACACAGACAAUAUCUAUCAAUGGGUUGUCGAGAUGCACUCCUUCGAUCCCGAGCUCCCAGUAGCUAAAGACAUGAAAGAAAGAGGCGUGAAUUCGGUAGUUCUUGAAGUUCGGUUCCCACCAAGCUUUCCACACUCGCCUCCCUUCUUCCGUGUCAUACGACCUCGUUUCCUGCCCUUUUCGCAGGGCGGAGGUGGCCAUAUAACGGAUGGGGGAUCGAUAUGCAUGGAUUUGCUAACCUCAGACGGAUGGCUUCCAAGUUAUAGUGUCCCGGCAAUUCUGUUGCAGAUCAAACUUGCGAUAUCGAACAUAACCCCUCGGCCUGCAAGAUUGCAUCCUCAGUACUGGGAUAGACCGUACACUGCCAAGGAGGCCUUGAACGGAUACACUCGCGCGGCAGCUUUGCAUGGGUGGAAGGUAUUGAACGCAGCAGAGAUCAAGACGCUCGUGACUAGCCAUUAGAAGGAAAUUAUGUCGUAGAGGGUCUUUCAUUUUUGCAUGUACUCGACCACAACGGGCAACAUAAUCGUUGCUCACUUGACACGGAGUAGAGUAAUAUCGGUCAGACGGCACAUGUACUUACACUAGUUAGGGAAGGUUUUCACAGAUGUUUUGUCAUGCUGUAGGCUAUUGCAGGACAUUCUAGGACAAUAGAUCCUCGUACCGAU